AUGUUGAUAGGACACGCAGAUGGUCUAUCAGAACUUGGAUCAUCGAAGGAUUACCUACUUUCUGAUCCUGAACCGGAGUUGGAUGAUGAUGAUGAUGAAUUUCAUUCUGAACAGGUAUUGUAUGCAGCUUCAUUUGAGGAACUUGGAGAAAAUACUAUCAAGUAUGACACCGUUAUAUGGGUUUCCAUAUCCUUGUUGCUGGCUUUAGCUUGGGGAGUUGGUAUCCUUAUGCUGCUAUAUUCGCCCACUACAGGAUAUGUGCUUCGAAAGGAGAUUUCUUCACGCAAACUUCAUGUUACGUGGGAUAUUCAAUUCUUAUAUCUUUGUUAUUCACAAAAAAGUAAGAAAGAAAUAGCAGUUCAUAUACCGUUACUGAAUUUACUGUUGUUUUAUUAUUUUCCUUGUGUCAAGGUUUCAAGGCCUUCAUUCAUACCCUUUUGGGGAGUAGCAGCGAUUGAGAAGUGUGUUCCGCUUUCAUCAGUGAUUGAUGUCAUCAUGGAACAAGGUUGCAUACAGUCUGUUUAUGGGAUUCAUACAUUUAGAGUUGAACGUAUAGCAAGUGGAAAAGCUGCACCAGUAGGUGAACUACAAGUUCAAGGUGUUAUUAACCCUGCACUUCUAAGGAAGGUCAUAAUAACUGAAGCUGCAAAAAAUACACAGGAUGUUGGAAAAGGCUGGAAACCUGCUGCUUACACAGGGGAAGGGAAGGGUAAGUCUAGAACAGUAUCAUUUAGUGAGGGAGCAGCUGCUUUUAAAUCGCCAACCAAAAGCUGGAAGAUGACAAGUUCUCCACGCUAUGCAUCUAUGGAGCCUAGAAGUGCAGUACCAAGUGAAGUGGUGCUCAAUAAGCUUGAAGAAGUCAGUAAGUCAGUAAAGGAAAAUGGUUGUGUUUGUUUGCAUUUGUUUUUUAAAUGUACUUAAGGUGCGUUUAUGAUAUCCAUGACCAGAAAAUUGAGUUGCUCGUUGAGAAGUCCCAGACUGCCCCACAAAGCAGCCAGCCAGAAUUAAGUCGAUGAUUGUCAAGAUAGAAGUAUAUCUGGUUACAGAAAUAACUAGAGAAGUAGUUCUAUCAAUGGAACCCUCGGGGAAAAAACUGCAGUAACCAGCUAACAAUUUGUAGGGUAGAGUUGCUUCAUGUGUUAUUGUAUAGAAUAGAACUGGGAUUUUCUUUCCCAGUAACUUUAUAAACCUCGGGAAUUGAUUGUCUUUUCUUUUUGUUGGGGACAGAUAUUCAUAUGAAUUCUGCAAUAUUCUUCUUACAGUCUUGAUGUUGUAGAGAAUUCCACCAAGUGAAUGUCAUACAUUUGUUUGUAUAAAGUUCACUUUAACCCAUUUUUUCCAUAUGA
This is a messenger RNA of Hevea brasiliensis (rubber tree), 1346 nucleotides long. RefSeq lists its product as uncharacterized. The record is from RefSeq and is a predicted model, not a curated record. NCBI's taxonomy places the organism in Eukaryota, Viridiplantae, Streptophyta, Magnoliopsida, Malpighiales, Euphorbiaceae. The coding region runs from base 1 to 921 and encodes 306 amino acids. The transcript is spliced from 6 exons.